UUUUCACAUUACAUACUUUUAUAUAUAUAAAUAUAAAUAUAAAUGGCACUCUUUGCCAAUACGAUUGACCUACAGGUCCACAAGAAUAGAUCUAUUCCGAAACUUGCAUCUUGUAAUUUUGUAGCAUCUGCGCGAUCCUCAGAAGCCCUUGCACAAUCUGGUCAUUUGGCUGUCUCAGCACCUUCUCAAAUCAUUGGCAGAUUUCAGUUCUUAAAGACCCUUACGCAUGCUAAUCUGUGUGAAUAUGUUGAUAUUCAUCGAGGAAAGCAUGAUCGUUUAUUUGUCGUGUCUGAGCAUUUUGACCAGUCUCUUCAAAAGGCACGCAGUAUUGAAAGUGAUAUCGGUCUAACGACAAAUAUUAGCUUACUGAAACAAUGGGCAUAUGAGAUAUUCUCAGCCUUGGAUUAUUUGCAGCAAAACACGAUUGUACAUGCUUCUCUUUCACCGCACAAUAUAUUGUUGGAUUCCAAGCAACAAGUCAAACUAUCGGGGUUCGGCUUGUUCUACAUGACCGGACAAGGUGUGGAUGUAGAAUUUCCUGUUGGAUACCCCGCUUAUCUUGCACCAGAAUGUGUGACAGACAUGGCCACGGGAAAACAAGGCUAUGACAAAAGAGAUUGCUGGGCCGUGGCAAUUAUUCUUGUGGAGCAAUUUACGCACAAUUCAUUUUGGACGACUUCAGAUGUCGGCCUCAUUUUCGAUUCACUAAUGACGCUUUCCGAAUGGGCCGAAGAGUCGGAUGAUAUCUGGAAUUACAAGGGCAUCGAUUCUCUGGAUAUCAAUAAAGAUGUACUACGAUUUUUGCAGACCAAAGAUACCGAUAGUCCCGAUAAUGAUUCCUCUGAAUUUCGCAAUUUUAUACUCUGCUUGUUGCGUGUGUCAGUGGCCUCUCGACCGAGCACAAGUCAAGUAUUGUCCCUCGCGUUCCUGAGUGAUGCUGUCAAACCUACAGGGACAUGGAAACGUGGACCUGUGCUUGCAUCCGAUAGUCUCGAUCCAGACGACCCGUUUGAUUCUCCAAAUCCGGCACCAAAAGAUGCGCUUGAUGGGUUGCCGAUUUCCCAGAUUUACCACCUCUGGAGAUUGGCAGGUGGUGAUGUUGAGCUUGAUUUGAUCAAAAGAGGGGUUUUUCUUUCGACACCUGUCAUCGAACGAUUGCCGCGGAUUUGUACCCUUCAUGACCUAGAAGUGGGCGCAAAUACCAAUGACACGGCUCAGUUGUACUCCGAUACGAUGUACGUUCUUGGUUUCAAAGAGCUCUACCAACGAUUAGAAGAAGGCCGCAAGACACACACCGAUCGAUUUGAGUGGGAUACAGACUACUUUAUGGUGGUUGAUGAAAAUGAUGUCAAUUUUCUUUUGGCAUCUGAGGAACCAGCCAAGCAAUCUAAAGAUGAUAUUUUGUCUGAAAACUAUUUUCUAUAUGCAGAGGAUUUGGUCCAGCAAACACCAGGCCACGGAGGCGCAUUUGUGUCUACACCUUUGCCGACCACUCCUUCAGCCUCCCGCUCUACGAACCGUUCUUUCUCUUGGUCUGGUAUGAGUAGAUCGGGCUCAGCCUCAUCUUUGCCGGUCACUAGCCCUACUCCACUUACCCCCACUCAGCCAAGUGCACCAAAACUACCGUUGUUUUUACGCGAACAGGAUGUAAACUACCAAUACUACCGUCAAGCAUUAUUUUCAGAGCUUCUUCGUCAGUACCCAAUGUCGCGUAAAGAGCUUCUUCACCACGCAAAGGUUGAUAUACCCCCUCUUUUGCGCGGCAAGGUGUGGGCGGCUGUGUUGGGAUUGAGCGGAGACCUUGAGCAUGAUUAUGACAGUGUGGAUAAAUACACUGAUCUUGGUGCAGACAGACAGAUUGAAGUCGAUGUACCAAGAUGUCACCAGUACAACCAAUUGCUUGCGUCUUCUGUGGGACAUGAAAAGCUCAGACGACUUUUGAAGGCAUGGGUGUCAGCAAACCGUAAAUUGGUGUACUGGCAAGGCCUUGAUUCGCUUUGUGCUCCAUUCUUGACACUCAAUUUCAAUGACGAGGCGAUUGCCUUCAUGUGUCUUCAGGAAUUCAUUCCAAAGUUCCUUAAUAACUUUUUCUUGUCAGACAAUGCCCCUGUACUACAAGAGUACCUUGCAGUGUUUCGUCAUUUAUUGAGCUAUCAUGAUCCAGCUCUGUCCAGUCAUUUGGAUACCAUUGGGUUUAACCCUGAACUCUACGCAAUUCCUUGGUUCCUUACGUUGUUUACUCAUGUGUUUCCACUCGAUAAGAUUUACCAUCUCUGGGAUAAGUUAUUGGUUGGGCCACCGUCCUUGCCUCUUUUUGCUGGCAUUGCAAUUCUACGCCAGAUACGCGAUACACUCCUUUCUUGUGAAUUCAAUGACUGUAUCACCAUAUUUUCCGAAAGUUUUCCCAAGGUUGAUAUUGAAAAAUGUGUUCAGAGUGCAAUGAACAUGUGCAAAGUCACACCACCUAGUGUUAUGAGACGCGUCCAUGGCCCAAAAGACAACACGCAGUUGUUGGACAGCGAGUUUGGUGAUACGAAUGGAAUGUUUUCAAGAAAACCAGCCUGGUGGCAGGAACCCCUUUCAACUGAAGAAAAAAAGCAAGAACUAGCUCCUCGGAUAGAUAUUGAGGAUCUUACUAAACUCCUUCCCUACACUCUUUUGUUAGACAUUCGAUCGGACCAAGAGUUUGCUCGAGGUCACUUUCCAUCGGCCUUGAAUGUACAGGCUGCUCAACUUGAUAGCUAUGCUGGUGUAUUAAGAAAGCUGAAUAGAAAAUAUCACAUUGUUGUAGCUGACAGUGGUGGACCUGAAUACGCAUCUCAGCUGGUCCACAAGCAGUUUGCUAGAGUAGCCUUGUUGCAGGGCGGAAUGGAUGCUUUGAGUGCUCUGCUGAUCUCUCUCGAAGAUGGGCCUAGAACAACAGGUAGACAUGUCACAUGUCACUGUCGGCCCCAAAAACAAACCACUGCUGGAUUCAAGGGCAAAGGUUCAGAGCCACCCUUUGUUAUUUGGAGGUGCAAAAUUCCACCACCUUUAAAGAAGUAAUGACUUCUUUUCUUUAAGAAAAAGCAAAGAAAAGCAAAGCAAAGCAAAGCAAAAUAAAAUAAAACAAAGAAUCUUUUUUUCUCUUUUGGUUAUCAAGCAUAGAUUCCAAUUU
This is a messenger RNA of Phycomyces blakesleeanus NRRL 1555(-), 3157 nucleotides long. RefSeq lists its product as hypothetical. Bases 43 to 3045 code for a protein of 1000 amino acids. NCBI's taxonomy places the organism in Eukaryota, Fungi, Mucoromycota, Mucoromycetes, Mucorales, Phycomycetaceae. Gene Ontology annotation, biological process: activation of GTPase activity; protein phosphorylation. Gene Ontology annotation, molecular function: GTPase activator activity; ATP binding; protein kinase activity. The transcript has 13 exons. The record is from RefSeq and is a predicted model, not a curated record.